Schizosaccharomyces octosporus yFS286 is the source of this 878-nucleotide messenger RNA. RefSeq names its product caffeine induced death protein Cid2. The transcript is spliced from 2 exons. The coding region runs from base 80 to 571 and encodes 163 amino acids. Gene Ontology annotation, cellular component: mitochondrion; mitochondrial intermembrane space. NCBI's taxonomy places the organism in Eukaryota, Fungi, Ascomycota, Schizosaccharomycetes, Schizosaccharomycetales, Schizosaccharomycetaceae. The record is from RefSeq and is a predicted model, not a curated record.
GAAGUCUACCUUUUAACAGAAUAAAAUAUUUUCAUCCACUUUUUUGGACUUUAAAGUCGAAAUACUUUUUCUAUAAAUAAUGAGUGAAGAAAAGAGAGGACUUUGCCUGAACAUUCGGUACCUGAAGAAUGUUUUAAGAAAGGCACGAAAAAUAGAUGAUACAAUACAACUAUCUCUUAAUUCUGCUAAAUGGGAAUCACCGGGACAAGCCAGAGAAUCUCAAGAGCAACGAUGCAAUCGAGUUAAGCAAGAAUUAUUUCAAGGAUGGCUCAGUAGAGAUAAUUUCUUGAAGGAUUGCAUUGCAGUUACAGAAGAGGAGUUGUCCAAAAAUAGUCCAUCAUCAAAUGUUAAUCCAACUUCUGAAAAACCACUGGUCUCUGAACGUUUAGACCCCUAUGCUAAAGAACAAGAAAUCAAAAUCUCGCCAUUAGAGGAGGUUUCAAUGACCCUCAAGUCUGAACAAACUGUUGAAAAUAUUAUACGUGAUCAGACUUGGGAAACACUGACGAAUGCUUGUCCAGGAAUGUUUGGCAGCUGGAGAAUGGAUUAUACUAAGGCCAAAGCAACAUAAAAUCGCACAUCUAGGAAUAGAAACUCGUGAAGCAUUUCAUUAACCCCUUCUUAAUUUUUCAGAUAUCAAGUCUUUUUCUUUACAAGUUUAUCACUUGCAGACUACAUACGAGUUUUACGAAAGUAGAGAAUUAUCCAUAGAAAAAAAUCCAUAUUCUUUAGAUAAACUUUAUGUGACGGUAUCUUGAUAGACAUAACUAAGGUCAUUGCUAAAAAUUGAAUGCACGGGAGCUCUAUAUUUGAAAAGCGCUACAUCCAAAUAAUAUCUAUAUGUGUAUAUAUAUUUUUUUCUUUCGUAACGAGCUCCA